UUGACGUUUGACGAACGGUAAUCUGUGGCCAAUUAUAAACAAAAACUUGAAGUUUUUCGUUUUUAUCAACAUUAGUAUUGGUUAUACUUAAAUUAAUCUGCCGUUGUUCUUGUUCGAUUACCAUAAAUUUAUUCUGAACAGUUUCAUUGUCAUAAGUGUUGUAACUAUCGAUCACUUUUUAGCGGGAAAUUAGCUUUCGUUCAAGUGGGUCAAGUGUCAUCUUUUGUUAUGCACGGUAAAUUGAACUGUAUUCAGGAUUAUUAUGUUUGAUUCAAAUUUGAAACAGUUACUGGAAAACCUCACCAAGAUAAAUGAAUUAAGUAAAAAGGCUAUUGAUGACAUCAAUGACUUUUUACUGGAGAAUGAUUCAAGUGUUUCAACUAGGAGCAAUUUUGUAGAUAAUCUAUCACUUACAAUCCUAUCUCUGAGCGAAGAGAGGGUUUGUAUUAAAAACUCAUACAACAAGCUCUCAACUGAUGAUCCUAAAUGUUCAGAGUCUCCUACAGUAGAGACUUCAUCAAAAGAGGAAGACCCAAAAGAAUCAUUACAGAAUCCACCUGAAACUGUUACGUUAGAAUGUACAGAAGAAGCCACUAGUAACGCAAAUGAAGUCUCGGAAAAAGAAAGAAUCGAAGAAACUACAGAUACAUCUGAAAAGCUGGAAAAUGAGCCAGUGGUCAAUGAGCCUUGUAACCCAAAACCAAUGCUAAAAAUAGUGGACUUCAACAAGCUAGUUGAUCCCCGAAAUUUGGAGUUGAUGAAUAAAAAUCAAGAUAAAAAUUCGAAUGCUAAGAAUGAAUCCAUAAUAGUCCUAAGUAGUUCAGAAGAUGAAGCUGUAGUCUAUAACAAUAAACGGAACAACUUGGAAAAAAAAAUUCAUAAAUUACUUACUGUACAAGCUGAACCUUCAGUGAAUCAAUCGACAUCAUCUAUUAGUCAUGUAGAAAAGGUUCAGGGAAGCAUUAACUCAAAUGAUACUACAUGUUUGAAUAUUGAAAAGGAUAUAAAGUUCAGAAGUAAACCUUAUGUAAAGUUGUUAAGAGUUCCCUGUGAAGAGAUAGAGAAAUUUUAUGCUCGUAGGCAUCAAAAUAACAGUUGCGAACAGAUGGCAGAAAAGGAAAUUUCAGAAGAAACCCCCUCACAAGAUUUAGAAAACGGGGAGGAAAAUUCAAAUUCGUGCGAUAAUGGCGAAACCAAAAAAAAUUCCAGAAAAAGGGACGAAAACGACGAAACAGAAAGCGAUAACUCAAAUAGGACAAACGCCGCUAAAUCCAGAAAAGUAAACGAGAGCGACGAGGGAGAAAUCGAACACACGAGGAGGAAGAGCGGUCCGAAGAGCAGAACGCAGAGAAAAACUUCCAAGAGAAAGGAGCCGCUCGUUCCAGCAAACGAUUCAGAUUCGUCGGACGAAGAGGCGCUCAAGAGGAAAAGAGAAGAUCGAAAAAACAAUUCGAAAAAUAAGAAAAUAUCUGGUGGUAGCAGUAGUGAGGAGGUGGAUUCGAAAAAGAAUCCAGAAAAUAGUUGCGUAAGUGUGGAGGAUGGUACUGUUCCUACGGAAAAACUAGCCGAAGAUAGUAGUGUAAAGGAUGCUCCAGAUGGGAAGAGUGGGGACAGUAGUGAUAACUCAGGAUCGGAUUCGGAAACGUUCACGUUUUCUGGGAAACUCAGCAACACAAAUAAAGAGGAUCCAACAUCAAAUAGUAAUAAAACAGAUAAAGUAUUGAUCUCAUCGGACAACGAGGAAGAUGCAAAUUCUGAAAAAGGGAAAGAGAAAGAAGAAUCAACCAAACAAAUCAUUUUGAGUUCUAAUGAUUCGGAUGAUGAUUCAGACUUCGACACAUUCUUCAAGAAAAACAAAUUCGUAAAAUCUAGCAAAAAAAUUAAGAGCUCGUCCGAGUCGGAGGGAGAAAAGACUAAAGAAUCCGAAACGAAGUGUAAUGGAAGCGACAAAGAAAGUUCCAAGAGUGAGAACGUUUCGGACAAGGAAGAAGAAGAUGCGCGAAAUAGAAAAAGGAAAAGAAUAAAAAAAAUUGAAGACGAUAGUAGCGAGAGCGACGAUGCUGUAACUAGGAGAAAAUUAAAAAAGAUGAUCUCGAAAGAUUCCCUGUCAGCCCAAACGAAGAAAGCGGCUGCCGAAGAAAAAGAGAGAAAACAGAGGAUUUUGGAGAAACAGAAAAAAUACAAUCAGAUCUACGAGAGUUCCGAACUGGCCAAUUCCAAGGUCGAGAAGCUGGUGUUGGACAUCGACGAAAAGACGGGAGAGCCGUUGCUGCAGGUGGACAAAGCCCUGGUCUCUAAGCUGAAGCCUCAUCAAGCCAGCGGUAUACAGUUCAUGUGGGACGCGUGUUUCGAAUCGUUGGCGAGGAUCAAGAAAUCGCAAGGGUCCGGUUGUAUCCUCGCCCAUUGUAUGGGAUUGGGUAAAACGUUACAGGUGAUCGCCUUAACGAACACACUCCUAGAAGAAGAGAAGACGAACGUGAAGAAGGUGCUGAUAGUCACCCCCCUGAGCACUGUGUUAAACUGGAGGGCCGAAUAUAAGAAUUGGCUCUCGGGCGACGAGGACUACGACGUUUACGAACUGGCCAGCAUCAGACCGCAGAACGCGGACAGGGCCAGCUGCGUGAGGGAAUGGCACGAAGCGGGCGGCGUUAUGAUCAUAAGUUACGCCAUGUUCAGGAACCUGAGCAACGAUAAGAAUAAAAAAGUCAGCAAGAAGUUUCGCACCAUCUUCAUCGAAGGAUUGGUGGACCCAGGACCCGACAUAGUGAUCUGCGACGAGGGCCACCUGCUCAAAAACGAGAAAACCAGCCUGUCCGUUGCGAUGAACAGGAUCAGGACGCGCAGGAGGAUCGUCCUAACCGGUACGCCCCUGCAGAACAACCUCAAAGAGUACUACUGCAUGGUGCAGUUCGUCAAGCCGAACCUACUGGGCACGUACCGGGAGUACCUGAACCGUUUCGUGAACCCGAUCACGAACGGCCAGUACACCGACUCGACGCAGUACGACAUCAACCUGAUGAGGCGCAGGUCGCACGUGCUGCACAAGCUGCUGGACGGCAUCGUGCAGCGCCGUGACUAUUCGGUGCUGGCGCCCUAUCUGCCGCCCAAGUUCGAGUUCGUGCUGUUCCUGACGCUGACGGAGGCGCAGAAGAAGCUGUACAAGCAUUACAUGGAGCAUUUCGCGAGGCAGGCGAGCGACGACGGUACCAGCAGGGCGUCGUUCCUGUUCAAGGAUUUCCAGGCGUUGUCGAGGAUAUGCAUACAUCCGCGGGUGCUCUUGGACAAGAGCAACGACGACCAGCAGAAGUAUCGGAGCGACGACGAGGAAUCGGUGGGAUCGUUGAAAGACUUCAUCGACGACGAUGGAUCGACGUCGACCUCUUCGGAGUCGUCUGGUUCGGACUCCAGUUCGAACGUGAAGAAAAACAAACGCACAACCAAGAGGAUCACGAGGGCCCAAAAGAACAACCCGGAUUACAAAUCGGACACCGAAGAGGAGGUGGUGGCCGAGAAGGAAUGGUGGCAGCAGUAUUGCGACGGUGAGGAGUUGGAUAACAUAGCGCACGGUUCGAAGCUGUUGCUUCUUUUCGAGAUAUUGAAGGAAUGCGAGCAGAUCGGGGAUAAGGUCCUGGUGUUUUCUCAGUCCCUGUACGCUCUGAAUCUCAUAGAGUAUUUCCUGGGGAAAGUGGACGAGGCAACUCAGAACGGCGACGCGGAAGAAAAAACCUGCGGAUAUACCGGCAGUUGGUCCCCCGGUUUGGACUACUUCCGACUGGAUGGUUCCACCAAUUGCGGCUUGAGGUCCGAAUGGUGCGAUAGCUUCAAUAAAGAAAGUAACUCUAGAGCCAGGUUGUUUCUGCUGUCCACUAGAGCCGGUGGAUUGGGUAUCAAUCUAGUGGCUGCGAACAGAGUGAUACUGUUCGACGUCUCGUGGAAUCCCUCCAGUGACAUACAGAGUAUAUACCGGGUGUACAGGUUCGGACAGUUGAAGCCUACCUACGUCUACAGGUUUGUAAUCUACGGCACGAUGGAAAUGAAGAUAUACGAACGGCAAGUAACCAAACAGGCCAUCUCGAAGAGGGUAAUCGACGAGCAACAGAUCGACAGGCAUUAUAAUCAAAACGAUUUGGCAGAAUUAUACAAAUUCGAGGAACCAGACCUGGACGUCAGGCCUACUCCAUUGGUACCGAAAGAUGUCCUCCUGGGAGAACUGCUCCGGAAUCAUGACGAUAAAAUUUAUAAAUAUCACGAACAUCAGACCCUCCUGGAGAACAAGGAGGACGAAACGUUGAACGAGGAGGAGAGGAAGGCGGCUUGGGACGAAUUCGAGAACGAGAAAGUUGACAGGACUAAGCAGGCUCUCAUCGGAAAAUUCUCCGUCAGUACCGUACAAUUGGCGUUGAGGAGCAUCAUCCAGAGGGACAACCCUACCUGGAACAACAACCAGAUAUUGUCGAUAAUCCCCCAGCUCAUCCAACAGUUGAACCUGCAACUGAGCAUGGGCGAUCAAACGAUGUACAACAGGAUAGCGGCUGAGGUCAAGGUUAUGCAGGAGGUGUACGCGAGGAAGAUGCAAAUGCAGUUUUAUCAGUACAGAUUGCAGUUGGCGCAAAAUCAACAGAUGCAGAACAUGUAUCAGCAACAGUUCCAGAUGAUGAAUAUGGGCUCCAGGUUCCCAGCCCCCGGGGCUAGCGGUCUCGGUUCGAACCCCGAGAACCCCAACGAAGUAGUGGAAUUAAAUUAGUGCGUCAGUGGAUAUUAUUUUUUUUUUAAAUAUGUCAUCACGGCACAAACACCGACUCUGAAAAUAAUGUGAGACAACUUAAAUUGAGCUCUUAGUUAGGUUGUCGAAAUUUUUAUAUAUUUCUGAAUCGAUAUGUAAUAUAAACAAACAUUUUUCAAUGACUAUGUCACGUUUUUUCCUAAUUAUUCUUGUAUUUAUGUAAAGUGGUAUUCGUCAGUAUUUUUGGUUAUUAUGUUCGUUUACAAAACGAAUUGAAAUAUAUUAAGUACAAAGUGAAAA
This is a messenger RNA of Coccinella septempunctata (seven-spotted ladybird), 5023 nucleotides long. Its product is annotated as transcriptional regulator ATRX homolog. The record is from RefSeq and is a predicted model, not a curated record. NCBI's taxonomy places the organism in Eukaryota, Metazoa, Arthropoda, Insecta, Coleoptera, Coccinellidae. The transcript has 18 exons. Gene Ontology annotation, cellular component: nucleus. Gene Ontology annotation, molecular function: ATP hydrolysis activity; ATP binding; ATP-dependent chromatin remodeler activity. The coding region runs from base 263 to 4744 and encodes 1493 amino acids.